CCGCUCAUGAUAACCCCUUCCUGCCCAGUGCCAUUAGUACAGUGUCAGUACUUUUUUUUUUUAGCACUGAUCACUGUAUUGGUGUCACUGGGGAUGUCAGUGACACAAAGUCAGUUCCCCCCUAGGUGUCAGAAUGUCCGCCGCAGUCCCGCUAUAAGUCGCUGAUCGCCGCCAUUACUAGAAUGAAAAAUAAAAAUCCCAGUAUCUAUACAGCCAUUUGAAAACGCUAUAACUUUCACGUAAACCAAUUAAUUUACACGUAUUGGGAUUUUUUUAAGCAAAGACAUGUUGCAGAAUACA
Staurois parvus is the source of this 300-nucleotide messenger RNA. NCBI's taxonomy places the organism in Eukaryota, Metazoa, Chordata, Amphibia, Anura, Ranidae. The record is from the annotation of a GenBank genome assembly.